Molecule: messenger RNA, 636 nt
Organism: Entrophospora sp. SA101
Lineage: Eukaryota; Fungi; Glomeromycota; Glomeromycetes; Entrophosporales; Entrophosporaceae
Source: the annotation of a GenBank genome assembly
AUGAAUCAAUCAAGAUUCAAUCCUAUUCUACCAAAACAAUCGCCAGCUCUACAACCCUCUUCUCAACAACCAACUACUUCGGUAUUCUCAUUACCUGUUACCCCAACUACUAAUAAUACAUCAACAAAUUCAAAUCAAAAUUUAAUCAAUAAUUCUCCAAUUAUGCAAAGUGAUCAACGUGAAAUGGCUAGGAAGGCAUCACAUUCGCAAAUUGAGAGAAGACGUCGUGAACGUAUUAAUGACAAAAUCAUGCAAUUAAGAGAAUUAAUACCUGGUUGUUCGGAACAAGAAAAUAUGCAUAAACUUAGCGUGUUACAAAAUGCUAUUGAGUAUAUCGAGUAUUUGCAAGCUAUUGUUUUUGAAUAUCGUCAACGUGAAAAUAGUAGUAGAGUUGAAGAUGCUUCACUAAAAGAACAACAAGUUGAGGGCGAAGAAGAUAAAGAAAAAGUAAAAGGAGGAGUAAAAGAUGAAGAGAAAAAGGGAGGUUAUGAUUUAGAUGGUCAAAAACUUGAAAAAAAAAAAGAUCAAGACGAUCAAGAAGAUGAUCAAGAUGGCCUAGAGAAUAAUCAAGAAGAUCCAUUAUCAUCGACAAAUGUAAGAAGAGGAGGAAUGACUGUUCAACAUUUAUUAUGUUAA